Molecule: messenger RNA, 6649 nt
Organism: Neoarius graeffei (lesser salmon catfish)
Lineage: Eukaryota; Metazoa; Chordata; Actinopteri; Siluriformes; Ariidae
Product: NACHT, LRR and PYD domains-containing protein 12-like
Exons: 11
Coding region: 311-3196 (961 amino acids)
Molecular function (GO): protein binding
Source: RefSeq, a predicted model, not a curated record
GAUGAGAUGAGAUAAAAUAAAGAAGACUCAAAGAGUCGAUUCUUUUCCUGAGCGACACUUCACUCGGAGUGAAUCAGUUUUCCAGAAGUGGAAGUGUUUUCCCUUCAGCCUCGGCGCCAUUUUGUUGCUGUUCGGAGAAAAUAAUAAAACUAAAGAGAAACUGCAACUCCAGGCAGAACCGGUGAGAUUAAUGAAGCCCAGCAUGGAGUGCUGAGUAAAAGAGUGAAAUUAAUUCCAGCAGAAGAGAUCAGUGUCUGCAGGAAUCAGCAGUGAGUCCAUGAGCUGUGUGUCCAUACACUAAUAUUCAAAAAUGGAGAGCUGUGAUCUGGACACAGAUAAUGUGACCCCACCCUCAGAAAAGCGUGAAGUCCAGAGAAAGAGCUCAGACUCCCCAGAACCCAGCUGUGUCUCCAUGAAGAGUGAUGCGUCUAUGGCUCAUCCUUUGCAGUUUAAAAAUAGAGACUCCUCACCUGUACACAGUGAAGUCCAGAGAAAGAGCUCAGACUCCCCAGAACCCAGCUGUGUCUCCAUGAAGAGUGAUGCGUCUAUGGCUCAUCCUUUGCAGUUUAAAAAUAGCGAUUCCUCACCUGUACGCAGUGAAGUCCAGAGAAAGAGCUCAGACUCCCCAGAACCCAGCUGUGUCUCCAUGAAGAGCGAUGCGUCUAUGGCUCAUCCUUUGCAGUUUAAAAAUAGCGAUUCCUCACCUGUACGCAGUGUUUUACAGAAGGCAGGAGACAGAAUAAAAAAGAUCUUCAUCACAGAUGCAGGACACGCCCCAGAAUCUCCUGCUGUAAAGGAAUUCCAGAAAAAGUUCAGAUUAAAUCUGAAGGAGAAGUUUCAGUGUUUAAAUGGAGGGAUGAUAAAGCCGGAAAACCAAGUGCUCCUGAAUGAGAUCUACACCGAGCUCUACAUCACAGAGGGAGACAGUGGAGACAUCAAUAAAGAACAUGAGGUGAGACGGAUUGACGCACUGUCCAGGAGAAAAACAACAGAGGAAACACCAAUCAAAUGCAGCGACAUCUUUAAGCCCUUAUCUGAAGAAGACAAACCGAUCAGAACUGUAGUGACAAAGGGCGUGGCUGGUAUCGGAAAAACGGUCUCUGCGCAGAAGUUCAUUGUGGACUGGGCUGAAGGGAAAGCAAAUCAGGACGUCCCCCUCAUAUUUCCACUUCCUUUCAGAGAGCUGAAUCUGAUGGAGGACCAAAAACUGAGUCUGAUGGAGCUCCUUCAUGUCUGUUUUAAGGAAACAAAAGAGACAAAAAUGUCCAGGUUGGAAAAGGUUCUGUUCAUUUUUGAUGGGUUGGACGAGUGUCGUUUCCCUCUGGAUUUCCAGAACACAGUGACAGUGUGUGAUGUAACUGAAUCAGCAUCAGUGCACGUGCUGCUGAUAAACCUGAUCAAAGGGGAUCUGCUUCCCUCUGCUCUCAUCUGGAUCACCUCCCGACCAGCAGCAGCUGAUCAAAUCCCCUCUGAGUAUGUCCAUCGAGUCACAGAGGUACGAGGGUUCAAUGACCCCCAGAAGGAGGAGUACUUCAGGAAGAGGGUCAGUGAUCAGAGCCUGGCCGAGAACAUCAUCACACACCUGAAGUCAUUAAGAAGCCUGUACAUCAUGUGUCACAUCCCAGUCUUCUGCUGGAUUUCAGCUGCUGUUCUCGAGAGAAUGUUGGGUGAAGCAGAGAGUGGAGAGAUCCCCAAGACUCUGACUCAAAUGUACACACACUUCAUCAUUCAGACAAACAUCAUCAGAGAAAAAUACUCAAAGAAGCAGGAGAGUGAUGAAGAAAUGCUGCUGAAACUGGGAAAACUGGCUUUUGAGCAGCUGCAGAAAGGCAACCUGAUCUUCUAUGAGGAAGACCUGAGAGAGUGUGGCAUUGAUGUGACAGAAGCAGCAGUGUACUCAGGUGUGUGUACGCAGAUCUUCAGAGAGGAGCCUGGGCUUCACCAGAGUAAAGUGUACUGCUUUGUUCAUCUGAGUGUUCAGGAGCAUCUUGCAGCUGUGUAUGUGCAUCUGACCUUCAUGAAGGAAAAGAGAAAUGUUCUUUAUCAGAGUCUGCCCUGUAAGACAAUUUUAACUGUACACGGCAUGGCUUUAGAGGGUACCUUAAAAAGUCAGAAUGGACAUUUGGAUCUGUUCUUCCGCUUUCUCUUGGGUCUGUCACUGGAGUCCAAUCAGAAACUCUUACAUGCCUUCGUAACACAGACAGGAAGUAGCUCCCAGAGCAAAGAGGAAACAGUUCAGUACAUUAAGGAGAAGAUCAGUAGAGAUGAUCUUCCUGCAGAAAAAUCCAUCAAUCUGUUCCACUGUCUGAAUGAACUGGGUGAUGAUUCUCUCGUGGAGGAAAUCCAACGCUACCUGAAAUCUGGGAAACAAAGUGAACUCUCUCCUUCACAGUGGUCUGCUCUGGCGUUUGUGUUAUUGACUUCAGCACAGGAGCUGGAGGAGUUUGAUCUGAGUAAAUAUACCAGUACAGAGGAGAUACCAGAUUGGGUUCUUGUGAAGGUGAUGCCUGUGAUUGCAGCAUCCAGAAAAGCCGUGAUCAGGUGUGAUACAAUUGAAAGGAGAAGUGCUGAAGCUCUGGUCUCAGCGCUCAACUCAGAAACCUCCUGUCUGAGAGAACUGCAUCUGACUGUGAAGACACUGGAUCUGUCUCGGAAUAAACUAAAAGACUCAGGAGUGAAGCGUUUCUGUGCUGUACUGGAGAAUCCUCACUGUAAAGUGGAGAAACUGGGGUUGGGAUAUUGUGGUGUCUCAAAUGAAGUCUGUGCUGCUCUGAGUUCAGCUCUGAGAUCAAACCCCUCACACCUGAGAGAACUGAAUCUGAAUAAUAAUAAACUCGGAGACUCAGGAGUGAAGCGUCUCUGUGCUGUACUGGAGAAUCCUCACUGUAAACUGGAGACACUGAGGUUGUGGGGUUGUGGUGUCUCAGAUGAAGGCUGUGCUGCUCUGAGUUCAGCUCUGAGAUCAAACCCCUCACACCUGAGAGACCUGAAUCUGUCCUCUAAUAAACUUGGAGACUCAGGAGUGAAGCGUCUCUGUGCUGGACUGGAGAAUCCUCACUGUAAACUGGAGACACUGGGUAUUGGAAACCAUGGGAGCCCAUCUCAGCAAAGGGGUCUACAUGAAGACAAGAUCAGAUGGCAAGCUCUUCAACCUUGCAAGACUCAGAGCCUCCACCAGGACAAGAGAAAUGUGUGAGAGAGAACUCCUCUAUGCUGAUGACUCUGCUCUGGUAGCGACAGAUGCCCAUGAUAUCCAAGAAAUCGUGGACACUUCUCUACUGCUUCCUCUUUGUUUGGCCUCAAGAUCAAUGUGUCAAAGACAGAACUCCUCUACCAGCCCCCUCCAAAUGACUUAACACCUUGCCCAGUUGUACUGGUGAAUGGGUCAGUCCUCUCCAUGACCAAGAACUUUACCUACCUUGAUAGUGCAGUCACAAGCACCAACUCGUCAGACCUGGAAGAAGAGCGCCGGAUACAAGCUGGCUCCAAAGUGUUUGGCUCCCUUCACAACUGUCUGUGGUUGAGACACAUCAGGAGGUCAACCAAAGUGAAGGUCUACAACGCAGCCGUCCUACCAUCACUCCCCUACUCCAGAGUGCAUGAUCCUCUAUCAGACAGAUAAAGAAGCUCACCAGGACACAGCUCCACCAUCUGCGACAAAUUCUGGGGAUCCAUUGGCAAGACAGGAUAACUGAUGUCAAGAUGCUGAGGAGAGCCAAAACAGCUAGUGUAGAGGCACUCAUCACUGCCUCACAGCAACGUUGGGCUGGACAUGUUCGUCGCAUGCCUGACUCCAGACUCCCCAAAGCUGUCUUUUUGGAGAACUUGGCCAAGGAAGGAGGAAACAAGGUGGACAGAAGCUAUGCUUCAAAGAUGUGCUGAAGAGACACAUGAAUACAGGAAUUAACCCUGACACCUGGGAGCAAGCUGCCACUGACAGAAGUAACUGGAGAGCAUCUGUGAGGAGGUUAGUCAGAACCAUCGAGGGCAAGUGUCAGAAAUAUCAGUGAGCGCAUGAAAGACAUUCCCGUGCAACAACUGGACAUGCAUGCAGUGUUUGUGGACGGCUCUGCUGCUUGCGUGCAGGCCUUGUGGUCCACCUGCAGUCAUGCAGGACUUAAUCCUCUCUGCAUAACAUUCAUCAUCGACAUCAGUGGACUGCCGAAGAAGACAUAUCUGUACACACCCUUAGCCUAAUACUUGAUUGAUGCACCUUUGGCAACAAUUACAGCUUCAAGGUGUCUUGGGAAAGAAGCUACGAGCUUGGCACACUUGUUUCUGGACAUUUUUGCCCAUUCCUCUUGGCAUAUACUUGCAAGCUGUGUCAGGUUGGAUAGGGAGCAUCGGUACACAGCCAUUUUCAGCCCCUUCCACAGAUGUUCAAUUGGGCUCUGGCUGGGCCACUCAAGGACAUUCACAGACUUUCUCCGAAGCCAUUCCUUUGUUCUCUUGGCUGUGUGCUUUGGGUCAUUAUCAUGUUGGAAAGUAAACCUUCUCCCCAGUCUGAGGUCCAGAGCGGUCUGGAGCAGAUUUUCUUCAAGGAUCUCAGUGUACUUGGCUGCAUUCAUCUUUUUCCUCUAUCAGGACUAAUCGCCCCAUUCCUGCUGCUGAAAAAUAUUCCCACAUCAUGAUGCUGCCACCACCAUGCUUCACUGUAGGGAUGGCAUUAGCCAGGCGAUGAGCAGUGCCUGGUUUCCUCCAGAUGUGACACUUGGUAUUCAGGCCAAAAAGUUCAAUUUUGGUUUCAUCAGACCAGAGAAUCUUGUUUCUCAUGGUUUGAGAGUCCUCUAGGUGCCUUUUGGCAAACUCCAAGUGGGUUGUCAUGUGCCUUUUAGUAAGGAGUGGCUUCCAUCUGGCCACUCUACCAUAAAGGCCUGAUUUGUGGAGUGCUGCCUGGAUGGUUGAUCUGAAAGGUUCUCCCAUCUCCACAAGGAUACACUGGAGCUCUGUCAGCCCUCGGGUUCUUGCUCACUUCCCUGGCCAAGGUCCGUCUUCCCCGAUCGCUCAGUUUGACCAGGCGGCCAGGUCUAGGAAGAUUUCUUGGUGGUUCCAAACUACUUCCAUUUACGAAUGAUGGUGGCCACUGUGCUCUUUGGGACCUGUAAAGCUGCAGCAAUUUUUCUGUACCCUUUUCCAGAUCUAUACCAUGACACCAUCCUGUUUCUGAGGUCUGCAGAUAAUUCCUUUGACCCCAUGGCUUGGAGUUUGCUUUGAUGUACACUGUCAACUGUGGGACCUUUUAUAUAGGCAGGUGUUGGCAUUUGCCCAAUCAUGUCCAAUCAAUUGAAUUUACCACAGGUGGACUCCAAUUAAGUUGGAGAAACAUCUCAAGCAGUAUCAGUGGAAACAAAAUGCACCUCAGCUUACUUUUGGGUGUCCUAUCAAAGGGUGUGCACACUUGUGUACAUUAUAUUUUACAUUUUGAUUUUUAAUAAGGUGGCAUGGUGGUAUAGUGGUUAGUGCUGUCGCCUCACAGAAAGAAGGUCUGGGUUCGAGCCCCGUGGCUGGCGAGGGCCUUUCUGUGCAGAGUUUGCAUGUUGUCCACGUGGGUUUCCUCCGGGUGCUCCGGUUUCCCCCACAGUCCAAAGACAUGCAGGUUAGGUUAACUGGUGACUCUAAAUUGACCGUGAGUGUGAAUGGUUGUCUGUGUCUGUGUCAGCCCUGCGAUGACCUGGUGACUUGUCCAGGGUUUACCCUGCCUUUUGCCCAUAGUCAGAUGGGAUAGGCUCCAGCUUGCCUGCAACCCUGUAGAACAGGAUAAAGCGGCUAGAGAUAAUGAGAUGAGAUUUUUAAUAAUGUAAGGUCCUCUAAAAUAACACUUUUAUACUCCUAUAUUGGAUUGCCCUAUUUUCUGUGUAAUUAACUUCAUUUACCAUAAUGCCUUGUGGUUUGGAAUAUUUUCACUGUUUGAUGUGUUGUGACGUACUGUGCAUUCGGACCAAUCAGACUUAUUUGCUCGUUGUAUUUUUAUUUGAAUUUUGAUGUCAGCCAAUGGUAAUUGGUAUAUGUUUAAUGCCCGCAAGUUCGCGAGCUUUUUGAAUGUCCCAUCACUUCACGAGAGAGAAGCUCACGUCAGUUCCUGCCUGCAGCAGAGGAGAGAGAGAUUGUGUUGUGAGCUCUAUUUCAGCACUUAUUUUGCAGAGAGUAUUUUUAUAGUUUGGCCUGCUUAUGGCCAUAACGUGUACCUGGGACUCCAGUGUCACUCCAGUGAGUGAUCUUGCUUUUUUUUUUUUCGCGGACACAUCUGCCCUCCGUUGCUGGGCCCACCAGAGCGCUUUCGUCAAUUCCCGGGGACUCACUGUGUCGGGACCGGGACCCAGCCAGCUACCGAGGGGUUUGGGGUGAGCAGCAUCUUGUUCAAGCGAGGUAACCCACAGCAGUAGCUAGCCCUCUGCUCAGGAGCAUCUGCUGCAUGACUGUACCGACAUCUGUAACCUGAUCCAUCUGGUCUGACUGGUGGAUUGUGAGUAACGCGAGCCCACACUUACACAGACACACACGUUCCUUUGGUCUCGCCUGGAUCGCCAGCGUUUUAGAAGGGCGUUGUAGCGGUUGCUGUUCUGCCUGCAGUUCAGAGAGCUGCCACCUGUGCACCAAUGGGCCCCAACUGCGCGCUUUUUUUUUUUUUCUUUUCCACUUUUGAUACUUU